AUGUCCACUGGGGGCAGGUUCAACUUUGAUGAUGGGGGAUCAUACUGUGGAGGGUGGGAAGAGGGAAAGGCCCAUGGCCAUGGCAUCUGCACAGGACCCAAGGGCCAAGGCGAGUAUGCGGGCUCCUGGAGUCACGGUUUUGAGGUGGUCGGUAUCUAUACCUGGCCCAGUGGGAACACUUUUCAGGGGACAUGGGCACAAGGCAAGCGGCAUGGCAUUGGAAUUGAAAACAAGGGCAAGUGGGUUUAUAAGGGUGAGUGGACACAUGGAUUUAAGGGACGCUAUGGUGUGCGGGAAAGCACAGGAACCAGCGGCAAGUAUGAGGGCACGUGGAACAACGGCCUACAGGAUGGAUAUGGAACAGAGACAUACUCUGAUGGAGGUACAUACCAGGGCCAAUGGGUGGGCGGCAUGCGGCAUGGAUACGGUGUGCGGCAAAGCGUUCCGUACGGCAUGGCGGCCGUCAUCCGUUCACCUUUGCGUACCUCCAUAAACUCUCUACGCUCCGAGCACAGCAAUGGCACAGCUCUGCUGACCGGCGAUCGGGCGCCUGUGGCUGGUGUAGGAGGCAGCGGUGUCCUAGUAGUGGGCAGUCCAGCAGUGUCCCGCGGAGGCUUCGUUUUGACAGCCCACAGCGAGGCAGAGCUGUUGAAGAACAAAAAGAAGGGCCUGUUCCGUCGCUCACUCCUAAGUGGUCUCAAGCUGCGAAAAUCAGAGUCCAAGAGCUCGUUAGCCAGCCAGAGGAGCAAGCAGAGUUCCUUCCGCAGCGAGGCCGGAAUGAGUACGGUGAGCUCUGCAGCAUCCGAUAUCAACUCAACCAUCAGCCUAGGUGAAGGAGAAGGUGAGCUGCCGGUGGGCGACGAUGACGUAGAUGCCACUACCACUGAAAGUUAUGCUGGCGAAUGGAAGAACGACAAGAGGACAGGCUGCGGGGUGAGCCGGCGUUCUGACGGACUGCAGUACCAGGGCGAGUGGUUGGGCAACAAGAGGCAUGGCUAUGGAUGCACAACCUUUCCCGAUGGUACCAAAGAGGAGGGCAAAUACAAACAGAACAUACUUGUCAGCGGAAAACGGAAGAACCUUAUCCCGCUACGUGCAAGCAAGAUCCGCGAGAAAGUGGACAGGGCGGUCGAAUCGGCAGACAAAGCUGCCGACAUCGCAAAGCAGAAGGCAGAGAUUGCACUCUCAAGGACAGCUCACGCAAGAGGGAAAGCCGACGCCGCAACAGCAGCAGCGCAGAAAGCCCAGGAAGAGUGCAGGUUGGCCCGGAUCACCGCCAAAGAGUUCUCCCCCUCUUUCCAGCACAGAGGAAACAGAGUGGAGUGCCAGCGACCCAAACAGCAGAACUCGAGUGAGAACGACGUGGAAGUUAUAUCUAGUGGGACUGCAGACAGCACUGAACUCUAUAUGAAAGGCUCCACACCUCCGGAUCUAACCCCGGAUGUGAGUCCCACUCCCAGUCGGCCCUCUACGCCUCCACGUAGCCCGACCACCAAAUCUUCCCACCGCACCAAAAAUGCCCGCUUCUUGCGACAGACUGCAGUGGAUGAGGAGCGUGGGGGAACACAAGAGAUCCAGGUGCUGAUGGAAGGGAGAGGUGGAGGUGGUGGUGGUGGUUCAGGUGGAGGUGGAGAUUACCUGAGGGCUAACAGCUGGAGUGAGGAAAAGCGUCCCUCCCGUGGGGGGAGCAGUAGAGGUGGUAGUCGGGGUAGCAGCCGCUCUACAACCCCUUCAGUACAGGACGAGGUACGGGUCGGAGCGGCACGGGCCAAUGGCCACAAGCACUCUUCUAAUCAUAAGCCUCGAGACCACAGUUCCUCCAAUCACAAAACCCCAAGGGAAAGACGGCCAGAUGGACCUUCGGCUUCCUGGACGUCUCAGCGGGUACAUGGGGACAGUUUGGCUCACUCCCGUCUCCUUGAGCAGGAUGAGGAAAAACUGAGCAAUUAUGAAAUGGAGAUGAGGCCGUUACAGCCAAUGGACUCCCAUAACUCCCAGAAGCCCUAUGGGCAUGGGGAGGAGCGGCAUGGUCACUCAGAGACCCGUGCACAUAUGUUACAGCAACGGGGCAAGAACCGUGAUCGGGAGCGGGAUGUCCGGGAUGCUUCGGGUCACAGGGACACCCGGGAGGGGCCAGCUUUGGACUCAGUGCAAAAAUUGGACAGCCUACGAGUGGGGGAAAAGCUAGAGGCUCGGCCCCUCCGCAGGGACCUAACACUCUCACCCCCACAGAAAUCCCCACCUAUUGCACUAGAGCACGAUGACGAGAAUCAGUCUCAGCUCAAAGUGAACUCGGGCUCCAACUCGAUUCUGGUAGUCAUGGUGAUUUUGCUCAACAUUGGAGUCGCCAUUUUGUUUGUUCAUUUUUUUAUUUGA
Danio rerio (zebrafish) is the source of this 2376-nucleotide messenger RNA. It is a transcript of the gene jph3b, whose product is annotated as junctophilin 3b. The record is from RefSeq and is marked provisional. NCBI's taxonomy places the organism in Eukaryota, Metazoa, Chordata, Actinopteri, Cypriniformes, Danionidae. Gene Ontology annotation, cellular component: endoplasmic reticulum membrane; endomembrane system; membrane.